AUGCCAUUGCUCCAGCUAGAUACCUUCACAACAGAUGACGCUCUGCACGUUGUUCUCGUGGCACCCAAGUUGUCGGCGUCCUCCAAUCUGGAUGGGGGACUCAUUUUGGAAAUGGCUGCAGCGCACAUGCUCAGAGGCCUGUUCGACCUGGAUGGAAUCUCGCAAGACGAAGUACAGGCGGGUGCACCAGAGCAAAACGAGCGAACUGCAAAACCGGCGGCCGAUCGCACUGAUCUUCGCUUCACUCUCGCGCCCGCCGAUUCGGAGCUCACAAGCGUGAGUCAGCAGAAUCUGAAGCGGCAGAUAGAAAGCGACCCAACUCUCCUGGAUGCCCUAAAACACGCUUACCUCGCACAGCUGAAUGGCUUGAUGACGCUUGCUGACUUAGAUGGAGGAGCAACUGAAAAGAGAGCUCGCAAGUCGACACUUCGAGGAAUAGAAGCCGUAGCGCUUGAAGACUUUCUGAAUCCUGGUGCAGAUGACCUUACCGGAACCACACUGAGGCUCGUUCCCCCUGAGGAAAGACCCAGAGUGGCUCAGAUAAUGGAGGGAAUGACACGGCUUCAACUGGCACACAUAUACUACAUUUCUCACCUUGCGCCAGAUACAAUCAAGAAUGCACGCGACCUCCUCGACUGCCUGGCUCGGGCGGCUCGGAAACAGACUUCCUCCUCAGACGGUCGGGGCGGUAUCCCAGCUCUGCGCAGCCGGAGGGAGGUGGAGGGAGCCCCAGUGGAUGUCUGUUCUGAGGGCUUGACCGGGGACGAACUGGUCCGCAAAAUUCCAGUUUAUGGGACUCUUCUGAUACGGGACAGUCGCGGACAGGUACUCUUUAACCCGAGAGGAGUCAUUUCUCCUCACACUGUCUUGAGCAUCGUCAAGCCUAGAUAUACACACGCUGAUGACCGCCGGAAGUGGCUUCCGGCAUCCGCAGACAACCUACCUCGCCAUGGAGCAGACAUCGUUCUUGUCGAGUUAACCAUGAUGACGCUAAACGGAAAGGUCAUCGUGGAUCAGGAAAUGAACCCACUGCGUCUGCGGCGGCUGGCGUCGCUUCCAUCUCGUACAAAGGUCCAUCAGGAGGAAAACUUGAUGCCCGUGCUGCAGCCAGUCACAAAGGUCUUCGGCCAUCUGGCUGGCCUGCUUCCCGGGAAAGUCAAUAAAGCAUGCAAGGGUCUUCGAUACUUGCUGCUGCUGCAUGCUCGCGACCUAGAUCUACGACCCAGGCUAGAAGAUGAUCUGAAAGGAUCCUCGCCUGCGGACUCUGUGAAGCCGACACCCUUGCGAGAGGCAGAGAUGUUUCUAAUCUCCGCAAUAGCCUACACGGCGAAUGUAGACGCGACGAAAGUCCUCCUGUGUUCCAUCCGCCACUCGCCUACAACAGUUGCUUUCAGAAUUGACACCGACGAAUACAACGACCCCAUCCAGGGCGCCAGUUCGUGGAGAGAGGCCAUGAGCAGCCAUUUCGCUCCAGUGCGCAGUCUCUUUGAUGUCGACUUGAGCCUGCCUGCUGCGUUCACAUUAGCUGCAAGCGAGCACGCGGACCCCGAGCAGACUACUGAAUCAGAGACCGCGUAUGAAUCUGACAUUCUCCUCGAUUUUCUCGACCUGAAGAGUGCGCGCCAAGGUCUGACAACCGCACGAGAGAGCAGCCCUGCGACGGCCACGGCUGCUCAAGCCAGCGAGAGAUUCCUUUCUCCGCGCGACGGCCGCGGCAAAAACACCGCAGACGAGGCUGACGAAAAGCCCGGAGGUGCACACUUGGACGGCAGCAAGCAAUCCGCAGGCGAGACUGGAGAAGCAGGGGAUCCCCACCGCGGAAUCGCUGGACGGAGUCAAGGCGACCCUGGCCUUUUUCCAAUCAGAAUCCCGACUUGGGUCUGGUCGCUGGUCGGGGUGGGACUCUGCCUUCUGCUGGCAGUCGUCGUGGUUGUUGUGGUUCUCUUUGCCUACUACCUCCGCGACAAAAAAGCAGCGAGCCAGCUAGGCGCCGCCGAUGACAUCGGCGGCAGCAAACACGGGGUGCAUGGCGUGGGAGCGCUCAGUCACGAGGCGCCGUACUUGUAUCCCGUGCGGCUUGAGAGUUUCAACUGA
Molecule: messenger RNA, 2094 nt
Organism: Besnoitia besnoiti
Lineage: Eukaryota; Apicomplexa; Conoidasida; Eucoccidiorida; Sarcocystidae
Exons: 3
Coding region: 1-2094 (697 amino acids)
Source: RefSeq, a predicted model, not a curated record